AUGAUGCCGCGUACGAGCUCCCUGCUGUCCGACUUCUCCUCGCCGGGCUCGUACCUGUCCGGUCCGAUGGACGAAAGCGGACCAAUCACCUCGGAGGGAGAUGACUUCAGCAUCAUCAUACCGAGGAACAUGCAGCGAACAAACUCCAAGUCGAUGCUUACCGACGAUCACACCUUCAUGCUCAAUUUGCCGAUGAACAUGGAGUCGACCGUCGUAGACCUCAGAUCGCUCUCCACGGAAGGGUUGCCCUCGCCUUCGAAGUUCAGCAUCGCAAAAAUGCUGGCGCGCAACUCCAUGCUGGAGCAGGCGAUGCAGUUCACCAACACCAACGGAUACAGGAACCUCUCGCACCUGGGCGGACGGGUGAUGGCACAGCACGACCGACACUGGGAGCGGGCAAUGAUACAGCGAGACGCGAACAUGGCGCUGCAACUCGAGGACUGCAGAGAGGCCAACUUCGCAGAUUACGUACACUACGACCCGGAGGAGUUCGAGGAGGCCUCACCGACGCCCUCGUUCAGCGACGAGGAUUCUAGCGAAGUACGUAUCGGGAUACCGCUGCGCAGCUGCACUCUGCAUGCUCCGAAGCCGCGCAAGCGUGGCGUUGUCGAGGAGCUAGUAUCGCGCGGGGUCUCGCCGGGUGAGGUCGCCAAGUUGUCCGACCUCUUCGAGUACCCGUCGUGCCUCAAAGCCGUAGACAUGUCGUUCAUACCGUGGAUCAAGACGCAGACGGAACAGGGCUACUGGCGAAACGAGGCCGCGCUCUUCGUGCUCUGCGUCACCAUGGCCAUCAGCGUCGGCAACGUCGAGACACUCUUCAAGCUCAACGCCUCAUGGUCGGGGAUGGUAUUCCUGGUGCCCUACUUCUUCGCCUACAUCCUGGUCGUGCAGCCCAUGAUCUGCCUCGAGCUUAUGCUGGGGCAGCUAUACCGAGGCGGACAGAGCGCCAUAUACGACAAGCUGCGCCGGGGGUGCAGCGGACUGGGCACGGCCAUCGUCGUCAUUUGCCUCUGCUCAGGCUGUUUCGCCUGCGCCAGGUGCGCGGCGGAGUACAUCCUCUACAUUUUCGACAUAUUCAAGCGCCAGGUGCCGUGGAAGCUCGCGCCCGAAGAAAUCACCAUGUGCAACGAAAUCACAGACCGUGAUAUUUGCAUGCAAAAAAUACCCAUGUGCUACUUCGCAAACGACGUGUGCGUGCCCAGCGCCCUGGGCAAGGCGUACUUGGCGUAUCAAAGCAAGUUUUACACGGCGACCAAUGAGGUGCUGAACUUCGAGCCCUCGCUCGCGUGGGCCAUCGUGGGCACAUACGGCAUAGUCUCCGUGUUCCAGUUUGCGGGGAUGGGCAACUUCACCUUCUCGGCGUCCCUGGUUAUCAUCAUCGCAUUCUUCGUCACGCACAUACAGGUGGGUAGCGCCGAGUGCGCACGUCAUGGCGCGCAGGCUUUCACGGCGAUCACGCUGGACGGGGGCACGGACUUCCUCUGGGAGAGCUUCAGGAACCUGGAUUGGAGCCACCUAUACCGAAGCAGCCGCAUAUGGUCGCACUCCUUGCGGUCGUGCAUGUACGAGUACAUCAUCGGCAGCGGCAUAUACACCACGCUGGCGGCAAAGUCGCGAAUCGGCUACGACAUAUCCAAGGAGACGGUCGGCGUGGGCAUUUUUUCGGGGUACGUGACGAUGCUACUCUUCGGAACGGCGUGCGCACUCAUCGGACACUACGCCAAGUUGCUGCGCCUCAAGCCCAUCGAUAUCAUGUGGAUGCUCGGACAGGACUGCAGCUACAUACUGCUGCCGCUCGGAUUCAAGUCCACGGAGAACAUGGAGCGCACGCUCUGCAUGCUUCAGUUCAGCUGCUGCGUGGUCAUGCUCUGCUCCACGCUCGCCAUACAAAUCGAGGUCGCGGUCGCCAACAUCAAGGACCUCCCCUGGCUGGGCAUCAACAAGCUGCACAGACGCUGGACGAGCCUAUGCAUCAUACUGGUGCUCAUGUGCUCCUCGCUGAUGCUCUGCUCGAGGACGGGCAAGCGCGUGGUUUGGUUCCUCGAAAUCGCCGUUGGCGACCUCGGGCGCGCGUUCACGGUGUUCAUCGCCUCCAUCGUCGUCGGCUGGCUAUACGGAUGCGACAAGCAGAAGGAGGCGCUCGGAACAAAGGCAGUGUACACGUUCAACGCGGUUUUCUGGGCCUUUAAUUUCGUCGCGUUCCUUUGCGAAACCUCAGACGAGUAUCUCUGGGCGAUAGUCUGGUGGUUCAUGCGGGCGGCCGGCAUUGCCGUCGCGCUCGCAGCAGCCUACCACUUCAACCAGCAGGACCCGGAGCGCAGUAAAACGCUCAGCGAGUGCGCGUGGUGGCUCUGCUGCGGCAACGUGGAGCAGCUCAGGAUGGAAAUCUGCCGCAUCAGCCCGCUCAGCAACGUCGGCGGACUGCCCAUGAAGAUCUUCUGGUCAAUCUGCAUCAAGUGGUUCGUGCCCUGCAUGAUGAGCAACACCAUCGCGGACGUGUUCGAGGAGAUCGUCGCGCCACACCGCGUCGCCGUGCAGGUCAACAAAAUCCCACCCGGAUGGCAGUGGGUCACCAUCCUGCUCUGGGCCUUCCUGAUCUGCAUCGUCUUCGUACCGCCGAUCCUGCUCUGGGUCGCGCCCAACCUCGUGCCGGUCUACGAAACCAUAGACCUCUCGAGCAUACCCUCAUGCCCCGUGAAGCACUCGUUCUGGCAGAACCUCGUGCCCCGCAACCUGUUCCGCGAGUUGUACUGCGACAACGGGAGAGUGAAACCCAAGGUCACUUAA
This is a messenger RNA of Babesia bigemina, 2787 nucleotides long. RefSeq names its product hypothetcial protein, putative. The transcript has a single exon. The record is from RefSeq and is a predicted model, not a curated record. Gene Ontology annotation, biological process: sodium ion transmembrane transport. NCBI's taxonomy places the organism in Eukaryota, Apicomplexa, Aconoidasida, Piroplasmida, Babesiidae. Gene Ontology annotation, cellular component: membrane. Bases 1 to 2787 code for a protein of 928 amino acids.